GUGGCCUGACCUCGCUUUCACCGCAGCGUGGUCGCCGAUCGCCAUCCUGCCAGGACUCUCCGGCUUUGCGCCUGGAGACGUCUCACUCCACGCCGCCAUGCCCGCGCUCCUGGUCGACACGAACACGCGCCCGGUGUCCUCCAGCGAUGCCUCGACCGCCUCGGAGCACUCUGGCGCCCGCUCCAAGUCUCCCACUCCUGACCGUCCGCCUGUGUCACCUCUCACGCCCACGGCGUCCGCUGCCCAGUUAGCUCCUGUGGAGCGCACCGAAGCCCGACCCCGCCCUGCCCCUCCGCCCACGGCCACCUUCAGACCGCAGCCGCCGUCCGUCGCCAUAUCUGAGAGCGAGAACCCAGAUGCCAUCGCCCUGCGAUCCGCCAUUUCGCUGCUGCAGCUGCAGCGCGAAAAGAGCAAGCGCGACCUGAGGGCGCUCCAGGACCUCAAGGCAGCCGCUGUGUCCGACCCGCAGGCGUUUGUGCGGUCACUGCAAGAACAACGCGCGCAGGCCUCACAGUCGUAUCAGGACAUCCUCACGCCAACACUCGCAGGUCUGUCCGACCCAGCAAGCAGCAAUGAGCAAGAUGCCAACAGCGCAGACACGCGCAAAGAUUCCACGCACAUGGACGCGAAGCCAGACCCACCCAAGUUCCCCGCAAUACCGCAGCCGCAGAACAUUGUGCGAUGUCCACCCGUCAAUUGGGACAAGUAUCACAUAGUCGGAGAGCCACUAGACAAGAUGCACGAGGAGCAGAAGAAGUGGCCGGGCUCCGCUGAGCCUCCACGCACAAAGUCUGGCCAGCGAGCACCCCCGCACUCAGUGACAGCGCCAUACUCACCCUUUACCGACGGUAUCAGCGCUGGCUCGUCGUCAACAACCCAACCCACCAAGAACUCUAAGAAGACGCCGUCGUGAGGCCGGAUAGCACCGAGCCCCCCCCCCCCUCAGCUGUGACUCAACACCAAAGCGCAAUGCGCAACACUCCAUCACAACCACAACUGCUUAUAAGUAUUCCACUCUAAAAGUCCGAGAGCACAGGCUGCUCUACGAAAGUAAUGCAUUUAUGGUCAUCAUGAUAGACGAUGCCUCACGAAUAGACGACGGGACCAUAGCGAUAGUCCCGAAUACAAAAAGACUAGACAAGCCAGUUCUUGAUCUACAAUGCUCACUUGUAGGCGAUCUUGUUGAAUCUAGCUUCUAUUUGUGUCACCGUAGUCUGCAUCGAUUCGUACCCGCACACGCACGUUGCGGCUGUGCACCCCACUCCCGCGUGGCUGGCACAUCUGCAAGCGCCGCACUCCUGCCUACACCGAUGCAGAGAUUGACGAAACGCUUCGGCACUCUUUCUUUUUUGAAAUCUGCCAUCAUCACCCAACCAAAAAUCUAGG
Messenger RNA from Alternaria rosae, 1386 nucleotides. RefSeq lists its product as uncharacterized. The record is from RefSeq and is a predicted model, not a curated record. The coding region runs from base 98 to 913 and encodes 271 amino acids. The transcript has a single exon. Lineage: Eukaryota; Fungi; Ascomycota; Dothideomycetes; Pleosporales; Pleosporaceae.